UCCAAAAGACAAGGAGCCCAACAAAACAAAAGCCAAAAGCUCCAAUCCUUGGGACGUACUACUGCUUAGGCCUCAGAGCGUUGGAUAGCCAUGGCCGGAGGAGGAGAUGACCUGAAGAUGCUCGGCGUCUACGUGAGCCCAUUCCCACUGCGAGUGAAGCUCGCGCUCAGCUUCAAGGGCCUGAGCUUCGAGUACGUCGAGGAGGACCUCCACAACAAGAGCGAUCUCCUCGUCAGCUCCAACCCGGUGCACAAGAGGACCCCCGUGGUCAUCCACAACGGCAAGCCCAUCUCCGAGUCCAUGGUCAUCGUGCAGUACCUCGACGAGGCGUUCCCCGGCGCCGGCGCCGCCCUCCUCCCCUCCGACCCCCUCGACCGCGCCGUCGCUCGCUUCUGGGCCUCCUACGUCGACGACAAGCUGUUCAGUGCGUGGAAGAUGGUGUUCAAGGGAAAGACGGAGGAGGAGAAGGUGGAGGGGAGGAAGCAGACGUUCGCGGUGGCGGAGACGCUGGAGGGAGCCCUGAGGGAGUGCUCCAAGGGGAAGCCCUUCUUUGGCGGCGACGCCGUCGGGUACGUCGACGUCGCGCUCGGUGGCUUCGUCCCGUGGGUGCAUGCGAUGGAGGAGCUGUUCGGGUUGAAGCAGUUCGACGCCGCCAAGACACCGCUCCUGGCGGCGUGGCUGGAGCGCGUCGGCGAGCUCGAGGCCUACAAGGCGGUCAUGCCGGACGCCGGCAUGAUGAUAGAGUUCAAGAAGAAGCAGGCACAAGAAGCCGCCGCAGAGGCCUUUGGGCCUAAUUCUAUAAAUACGCGUCAUCUCCUUCCACCUCAACACCAACCACCAAACAGAACAGAGCUCGCAACUCACAAGCUGAUACAGAGCAGAGACCAUCGGAGUUCAGAGUUCAGACACGAGAAAGCCAUGGCCGGAGGAGGAGACGAGCUGAAGCUGCUGGGCAUGUGGGCGAGCCCGUACGUUCUGCGAGUGAAGCUCGCGCUCAGUCUCAAGGGCCUCGACUACGAGUACGUCGAGGAGGAUCUCAAGAACAAGAGCGAGCUCCUCCUCAGCUCCAACCCGGUGAACAAGAAGGUGCCCGUCCUCAUCCACAAUGGCAAGCCAGUCUGCGAGUCGCAGAUCAUCCUGCAGUACCUCGACGAGGCGUUCCCCGAUGCCGGCGCCACCCUGCUCCCCGCCGACCCCCACGAACGCGCCGUCGCUCGCUUCUGGGCCGCAUUCUGCGACGACACGAUCGCGAAGGCGUCGCAGCAGGCGUCGUCGGGAAAGACGGAGGAGGAGAAGGCGGAAGGGGAGAAGAAGGUGGUGGAGGCGCUGGAGAAGAUGGAGGUCGGGCUGAGCGAGUGCUCCAAGGGGAAGCCCUUCUUCGGUGGCGACACCGUCGGCUACGUCGACAUCGUGCUCGGCAGCUUCCUGGCGUGGGUUCGCGCCGGCGACGCGAUGAAGGGCGUCAAGAGGUUCGACCCGGCCACCACCCCGCUGCUGGCGGCGUGGGCCGAGCGCUUCGUCGAGCUGGACGUCGCCAAGGCCGCCAUGCCGGAGGUGGACAAGCUGAUCGAGCUCGCCAUGGCGAGGAUGGCUGGCGCCGCUGCUGCUGCCACCAACUGAAGAUACACCAGUUCUCUUCUAGUUCUAGUUCUGUUUAAGGUGUUAUUUUCUUCGAUGAAAAUAAAUGUUGAAUGAAGGGGUGGGUCAGUGUGUGUGAGUAUGGGAGAUCUUUCACAACUUAAGAAGCACAUGUAUGCCCUUUUGUUCUUAUAUUUCUAUCAAAAAAUUUACCAAUAAAUAUCUGAUAGCGUUGACUCUA
Molecule: messenger RNA, 1819 nt
Organism: Oryza sativa Japonica Group (Japanese rice)
Lineage: Eukaryota; Viridiplantae; Streptophyta; Magnoliopsida; Poales; Poaceae
Source: RefSeq, a predicted model, not a curated record